Aegilops tauschii subsp. strangulata is the source of this 2223-nucleotide messenger RNA. Its product is annotated as ubiquitin carboxyl-terminal hydrolase 27. Gene Ontology annotation, cellular component: nucleus; cytosol. Gene Ontology annotation, biological process: protein deubiquitination. Lineage: Eukaryota; Viridiplantae; Streptophyta; Magnoliopsida; Poales; Poaceae. Gene Ontology annotation, molecular function: cysteine-type deubiquitinase activity. The record is from RefSeq and is a predicted model, not a curated record.
AGUUCUUCCUCCUAUGCCUCGACGGUCGCCCGUUCGCCUUUGCGGAUUCCUCCCCUUCCCAGCCUCGUCUGCUCUUCUUCUCUCCCUGGCCCCAGAGACGGCGAGCGGGACACAGUAAGGGAGGCCUACUUGCUUCGCCUCCUCAUCCUCGUCGGCGGCCUCACCGACGGCCAACGGGGCGCAACCAGGGACUCCUACUCGUGCUGUACUGCCGUUUUACUGUUUUUCUUUUUCUUUUGUGGGUGCGGCAAAUCGGAUAGCUGAACAAAAAUCUCUGGAUUGGAAGCAAAUCUAGGCUUCCUGGAUUCUGUUUCAUGCAAAGGGUAGUGGGGCAGGGCAAGUCGAGUCAUGGGUAAGUUCGAGCACGGCAAUCUACUGCUAUCUCUUAGCCAGGGACACUGGCAUGGUUACAGUCUUACAGCCGUUGCUGUUGCGCUGGGGAUAGGAGUUGCUGGGUUGUGCAGAGCGCUCAAUAGCAGUUUGGGCGUACAGUGGCUUCUCCGGAGGUUCUCUUCGGAAUCAGAGAGGCUGUACUACACCGGAGGCCUGCAAAAUCUUGGCAACAAUUGCUUUCUCAAUGUUAUCCUGCAGGCACUUGCUAGCUGCGACCAUUUUGUCUCCUCUCUAGACGAUUUACUUGGAAGUGAUGAUGUGCUACCUGAGGAACAGUCUGAAAGAAUGCCUCUUAUCCUUGCUUUAAGUUCCCUUUUAAAAGAUUUGAGCAGAGUUCGAGAUCAAAAAAUUGUAUUGAAUCCAGAAAGCGUAAUGCAUCCUUUGAGCUGCUAUGUUAGUCACUUCAAUUUGACCAGACAGCAGGAUGCUUCUGAAGCUUUUGUUCAUCUAUUGACAUCACUGAGGGAUGAAUUUUCCCAUUGCUAUGUACCAUAUAAGAGCUCUCUGGCAGACAUUACCAUGUUCCACUCCAAAGUAUACAAGCAAAGGGAAGGUAACCAACCUGAAUGCAAGCGCUGGAAACAAAACAUAUUCGGUCCCUUUGAUGGGACUAUUGGCAGCACAUUAUCUUGCAGAAAUUGUUCAUCUGUGCUGUCAUUGGACUUCGAGAAUUUUCACUGCUUGCCCCUCUCUCCCGUGGCUGAUAUAAAUGGAGAUAUUAUUAAUGGGUGUAGUUUGGUGGAUUGCCUGAAGCAUUUCACUGUGUUGGAGCAUCUUGACAAUUACCGUUGUGAUCAUUGUUGGCAUAAUGCUGCUUCCAAAUAUUUCUCUCUUCAAUCAGAAGUUGAUGAGGAAAAAGUUAACAAACUGCGCACCUGUGUCGACUAUGAUAGUUGCAAUUGCAAGCAUUUAUUUGGUCCAGAGAAAACAACAUGGUCAGUAUCUUCGAAAGCCACAAAGCAGUUGGCUAUCACUCGUUGUCCGAAGAUCUUGUGCAUUCAUUUGUUACGUGCUUCUAUUAGUUUUGAUGGUGAACUUGUAAAGCGUCAGGGACACGUUUCUUUUCCUUUACUUCUCAAUUUAUCCCCAUUUGCAGGAGGCACAUUCACCACUGGUCAGGGACCUGGACCUUCAGCUAUGAACGUACAAAGAUAUGACACACCGUCUCUCCAAUUCUAUCGGCAACUAAAUGCACACAUGCCCAUUAAUAUGUUAACUACUGGUGGGAACUCAUCAAGUCAGGCACCUAAGGAUCAAGUAACAAAUGGUGGUGUCCACUCACUUAAUGAGGGAAAUGUUGAUGUGGCUACUAGUUCUUCACCAUCAUCAUCGUCCUCAUCAAGGAUGGAGCUAUAUAGGUUAUCAGCUGUCGUUGAGCACUAUGGUGUAUGCGGAGGUGGGCAUUAUGCAGCUUACCGGAGAGUAGCGUCAACUCCUGACGCUAAUGAUCAAGUAGGACCUCGUCGCAAGCACUGGGUUUACGUCUCAGAUGACCAUGUAUCACAAGUGUCAGAGGACGAUGUUUUGGGUGCGGAAGCCACACUCCUUUUCUACGAAAGACUGUAGCAGCAGUCUGUUGAGUAGGAGACGUUUUUGGAGAAUUCGAUGCGGUAGCUUGUCAAGAAACAGUCCCUCUUUUAUUUGAGCACAAAAUAGCUUAGGAUGAAUGAAUCAUUCAGGUCUUCCUUGUUUUGUGAUCUUAUGCGUGAGACGUUCGCUGGUGAUAAGAUACGAGAAUCAACUGAGAGAAUCGGGCUUCUGGUGACAUGCAUAAGAUACUUGUUAAAAGUGCAUUUGAGAUAGUAAAUGAAGUUGCAGCUUUGAUAGUCA